GGGUGGGUCUCCGUCUAAACCGGACUCAGUUUGAGAGGCAGGACAUCUGGGGAGGAGAAUACACAGCGGCUGGAGCACCGGGACAGGGCGAUAGCAGGUCCGGAAACUGACUGAAGAGCGAAGACACACGCGUGCUCAUCGGACACUGGUCACGAGAGGUCCUCACUGAGUAUUUGAGUAAAGUCUGCUCACUUAAAAACUGAGAAACAAUAGCAUAAGGAUAGUUAAGUUACGUAUUUCCUAUCUGCUGCUUUCAAUUUUGAAAUUGAAGGACUUGUUUCGUAUUCAAACCUCCGAACAAAAGACAGACAUUUAGCAGGAGCGAUGGAAUUAACACCUUUGCUCACCAAGAUGAUUCUAAUGACGCUUCUACUGGCAACAGUCUCCGCGUCCAAAUUGAAUGUGCCACGACUCAGACUCUCCUACAAAGAUCUGGUGUCCACCAACAGGUCGUCCAUCUUCAGCGGUCACCACGGUAACCAGGGCCAGCUCUCGCUGGGCGCGGUGUUUCUGGAUGACUACCAUGACCGUCUGUUCCUGGGGGGGAAAGACGUCCUGUACUCCCUACGACUGGACCGUACCAAUGCAGACUCCAAAGAGAUCUACUGGCCUCCGUUGCCUGGUAACAGAGAAGACUGUGUCCAGAGGGGAAAGGAUCCUCAGACGGAGUGUGCCAACUUUGUGCGCCUGUUGCAGUCCCAUAACCGCACACACCUGCUGGCCUGUGGUACCGGAGCCUUCCAUCCUAUGUGUGCCUAUGUGUACGUGGGCCAUCGAGGAGAGCAUGUCUUCACCAUGGACCCCACCAACGUGGAAAGUGGAAGGGGGAAAGUUCCCCAUGACCCAAGCCUUCCCUUCGCUAGCACCUUCGUUGGCGGGGAGCUGUACACAGGGCUAACAGCAGACUUCCUGGGUAGAGACUCAGUCAUCUUCAGGAGUCUAGGAAGAUCCACCAUGAGGACUGAGACUGACCAGAAACUUUUACGUGACCCCAAGUUUGUGGCGGCCCACCUGAUCCCGGACAACGACGACGGGGAUAAUGACAAGGUGUACUUCUUCUUCACGGAGAAGGCCAUGGAGGCCGGCGACCCCCAGGGGGCCAUCCACACACGCAUCGGACGAGUCUGUGCCAAUGAUGCGGGUGGUCAGAGGGUCCUGGUUAACAAGUGGAGCACCUUUGUCAAGGCCAGGCUGGUGUGUUCUGUACCAGGACCACACGGCAUUGACACACACUUCGAUGAGCUGGAGGAUGUGUUCUUGUUGAGAACCAAAGAUGACAAAAACCCAGACGUGUAUGCCAUCUUCAGCACCAUCAGUAACGUGUUCCAGGGCCAUGCGGUGUGUGUGUACCGCAUGGCUGACAUACGAGAGGCCUUCAACGGGCCCUUCGCCCACAAGGAGGGGCCGGACUACCAGUGGGGGGCGUACGAGGGCAAGGUGCCCUACCCUCGCCCUGGGGUGUGUCCCAGUAAGAUCACCAACCAGCCAGGCCGGCAGUUCGGCAGCACCAAGGACUUCCCGGACACGGUUCUCCAGUUCGCCCGCAGCCACCCCCUGAUGUGGCGGCCGGUGUACCCCGCCCUGCGCCAGCCCCUGCUGGUCAAGGCCAACCUUCCGUACCGGCUACGCCAGAUCGUGGUGGACCGCGUGGAGGCCGAGGACGGCCAGUACGACGUCAUGUUCAUCGGCACAGAUGUGGGCACGGUGCUGAAGGUCAUCGCCUUGCGCAGCGGAAACUCGCUAGACACUGAGGAGGUCACUCUGGAGGAGCUGCAGGUCUUCAAGGUUCCAACUCCCAUCACGUCCAUGGACAUCUCUGUCAAAAGGCAAGCGCUGUACGUGGGCUCUCCUGCAGGCAUGGCCCAGGUCAGGCUCCACCGCUGUGAUGCGUACGGGAAGGCGUGUGCUGAGUGCUGCCUGGCCAGGGACCCCUACUGCGCCUGGGACGGGACGUCCUGCACACGCUACCUCCCCAACACCAAACGGCAACGGGUCCGCCGCCAGGACAUACGCCAUGGCAACCCAGUCCUGCAGUGCCAGGACCAGAACCUCAGUGUAGAGGACCUGGAUGUGACAGAGGAGAGGGUGGUGUACGGGACGGAGAACAACAGCACCUUCCUGGAGUGUGUCCCUCGCUCCCCACAGGCCAGCGUCACCUGGCUGGUGCAGCGAGACGAACGCAUGGAGGAGGUGAAGCUGGAUGAGCGCGUGAUGCGUACAGAGCAGGGUCUGCUCUUCCGCCGCCUGUUCCGCCACGACGAGGGCGUGUACGUGUGCCGCUCCAGGGAGCACGGCUUCACCCAGACCCUGGCCCGCCUCAGCCUGGACGUCCUGCGGGGGGAGACCCUGGGGCAGCUGCUGGCGAGAGACGACCUCUCCCUGGACGCCCUGGGGGCCCCGGGGAAAACCCCCAACAGCGGCGGGUUUAGGGUGUGGCCUUCCUGCCACGCCUACAGACCCGGGGCUGCCUCGGCCUUCGGCCAAUCGCGCGCCUGGUUCAAGGACUUGAUGCAGUUGAUUGGCCCGUCCAACCUGCCGCAGGUGGAGGAGUACUGUGAGAGGAUGUGGUGCAACGACAAGCUGAGGAGGAAACACAAGGCCAUGGUGGAGAAGUACAGGCAGGCCCAGGAUUCAGCACGCAAGGCUCGCGCCAACAAGGGCUCUGGCGAACGCAACCGCACGCCACGAGACCUGACGGGCAGGGAGUAAUGGGGGGGGGAUGGAGGGAAGAGAGGAGAGGGGAGGGGAACCUUUGUGCUGUCACGUGAUUGAGAGACUGCAAGGGUGAAAAGGAGAGAUGUCAGAUGGAGAGAGAGCCGAGGACGGGUUCGUUAGAAGCGACCGAUGGUGAGAGAGGGACGGAGGAGAAGCCGAAACACCGAGAAAACCGGGACAGAUGCAGACUCUUCUCUCGUAACAGUCACCGUCGUCUCCUGUGCCCGUGUUCGUGAAGACACCCAUCCUAGCUCCCCCUCCAGCUCCACUCCUCUCCUCACACCUGGAAACUCUUUGACUGUGGGUCUGAACGUGACUGUAUAUGUGUGUAGCUGUGGAUAGACUGUACCAUUCUGUAAAUACUGUCUGUAAAUCCCCUUAGCACCUUCUCUUUGUAGAAACGUUGUACUGUAGUCCUCCGCACACAAGCCUCCCUUGUUCUAUGCACACCAUGCCUAUUCUGCUGUACACACACAUUCUUUCAUCCAUGUACACACAGACUCCUCGUACUCUGCUGCUCUACACGCACCAUUCUUAGUUUACACUCACAUGCCAUCCCAGUUAAGGUGUUGCACGUACACAGACACACACACACGUAGAUGCCCAAUCAUACACACACACCUCCCUUGUUCAGCUGAUCUACACACACCACCAUUCUUGGUACAUGCAACAGUCUCCUGAUCGGACACCACCUCAGCCCAUCACCCAGAGAAAAUAGCCUUAACUGGAAAUAGGACGAUUGUUGAUAGUUCAACAGAUAAAAGCCUGCUUUGUUUUAAUCUGCUGCCAGACUCAAGUUCCCACAGUGCAUUGUGCUGUGGUUCACUCCAGACAAAGGAGAGAACAAUGCCAGGCUAGGUGGCUGAGACUGGCCGGCCUGUUUUCUGCUGGGUAAACACUGAUUUAUAUGUUCCGCACAGGAUAAUCUCUGUUGGUUAAAUAUCACUUGGUCACUCGCGCACACACCUCGACCACCUUCCAUAGACAGAAGGAGAUGGAGGAAGGAAAGAAUGGAGGAAGGGAGGGAUGGAGACAGGGAUGGAGGGGCAGAAGAGGGUUGGGGUUGGUGUAAGUCUGGUUUCGUAAUCGAGCUGGGCCACAGCGGGAGAGGUAGAGGAGGAGCAGUAGAAAGGAGCCAAACAAGAGAGGAGUGUAGCUAUGCUGCCCCUAGAAAAACCCAUUUUCCCACAAUCCUCAGUGUAGUCAGCAAAGUCCCAUAAUGUGUAACAUUGUGUGUUUUUUUCUUCUUCUUCUUCCUCUUUAAAAUGGCUGCCGAGUCGGUGACACAUGCAUCACUCUGUCUGCGUUUGUUUGCUUAGUUUGAGAGAAGUGAGAGCCGUUAUUCGUGUCCAGCCUCUGUGUUUUCUCUCCAAAUAUUGUUCUUCGAUCGUAUCUGGACGGACAGGGAGUGAUGGAGAGAGUCGCGGGGCUAAGGCAGUCGACGGGAAGAAGCAGGGAGGGAGAGAGGAAGGAAAGCAGGAUGGAGAAAGGAAGGAGGGAGGAGGGAGAAAGAAGGAGAAGGGAAGGAGAGAGAAGGAGGGAGGGAGAGAGGAAGGAGGGAGAGAAGGAAGGGGGGUGGGGACUAAUGCAUCAGAUCCUACUGUAGUCCUGACCUUUGGUCCUGUCAUCUGUCUCAGUCCAGGACACCAGCUGGCCUCAGAAUGUCCCGGUAAACUGAUCAGAGGUUGUGAAACAGGAUUUGAGACAUAGAUACAUUCUGACUAGGUCUGGGAUCACACACUAACAGGAGCCCUUCAGACAGGGCUGUUAAAAGGGGAGGAGCCAGUUCAACACAACUGUGGAAGGUACACCAUCAUGUCAUACAUCAUCAAAGUGUAACAAUGAAAGGAAAUGUGUCCGGCCAUCAUUUUAUAGUUAAUUCCUGUACUGUAGGUGUAGUCUUGUGAUACGUUUCAAACUAGCUUUGACAAUGUGUUUGACAGUUUCGAGUACAGCCAACCUUUGUUCAUUUCCGGAACAAAAUCUGGUUGGUAUUGAUGUUUCUCUUUAGCUGUGUUCUCCUUACAGGGAUCCUCACUGAGCUGUAACUGGUCAGGUAUAAGAGGGGAUGGGGAGUCGUUCUAACAGGAAUAUCUUAAUUUAACUGUGUUUGCUGUAUUUAAAUCUUAUUUAAAGAUUCUCAUGCAUGCUGUUUCUGUAUAUAUGUAUGCUAUUUAACACACCAAUACAGUCCGGGAUGUUUAACUGAG
Molecule: messenger RNA, 4925 nt
Organism: Osmerus eperlanus (European smelt)
Lineage: Eukaryota; Metazoa; Chordata; Actinopteri; Osmeriformes; Osmeridae
Gene: sema3g
Product: sema domain, immunoglobulin domain (Ig), short basic domain, secreted, (semaphorin) 3bl
Exons: 16
Coding region: 325-2709 (794 amino acids)
Biological process (GO): semaphorin-plexin signaling pathway; negative chemotaxis; neural crest cell migration
Cellular component (GO): plasma membrane
Molecular function (GO): chemorepellent activity; semaphorin receptor binding
Source: RefSeq, a predicted model, not a curated record